Molecule: messenger RNA, 2016 nt
Organism: Talaromyces amestolkiae
Lineage: Eukaryota; Fungi; Ascomycota; Eurotiomycetes; Eurotiales; Trichocomaceae
Exons: 2
Coding region: 1-2016 (671 amino acids)
Molecular function (GO): CoA-ligase activity
Source: RefSeq, a predicted model, not a curated record
AUGAUGUGGUCAAUUCUAUCUUUAAUCCUAGUGGUGCUCGCAUCACCGCUCCGUAACCUGUUGUUGUCUCUGUUGACCGGGCAGAGAAUACAGGAGAAAGAAAAACCGCGUGCGGACGACCAUCUUUCGGAAGUCAAUGGUGGUGUGUGGGAACAAUCAUCUGUCUUCACACACAUCGAGCAGGGCUUGAAGAAAAACCCAGAUGGAACGGCAGUAAUCUCAACGUUUCAAACCGCAGACGCUCUUCCUUACUUGGUAUCUGGAGAGAGUAUGACCAUUGCAACUCCUGUCAUUCAAAAGCCUUCUACACCAAAGUCGAGUGUCUCUCCUUUCCAAAAUGGGGCAUUCUCUCCCCUUCAAUUUGGAGCAUUCACACAAGCGGUGGGAAUUGAGGAAAAGAAAAGCGAAGAUCCAGAGCCUUUCGUUCAGGAAAAGCCCAAGGCAAAGGUUGCUUUAGGAUGCUUGAAAAUCACGUAUAAGCAGCUGCAUCUUACCGCUUUGAAGCUUGCCGCAGGAAUGAUGGCCAAUGGAAUUAAGCCAGAUACCACGAUGCUCAUGAUCAUUCCUAAUGGAGGAGAAUACACUCUCCUUCUGUGGGCUUGCAUUUUGCUUCGCAUUACUUAUGUCAGUCUUGACCCUGGAAUGCUCGAUAUUUCCGGCUUCACCUCUCUUAAGGCUACAAUCCAAAUCCUCAAGCCGCAGAUUGUCGUUACCCCUGACGCAAUUACCGGUAAAUCUGUCGACGUCGCAAUCUCGGAACUACUACUACCAAAGCCACUAACACUCUGUCUCUCCUCCUCACGGACCAGUAACUGGAAGCCACUUGCAGACUUGGUGCAUGAGGCGUUAAAAUGUCCUAUUGACGAGGACGCCCUUGUGGCAGCCGCACGUAACGACAAUCCCAAACGUAUUCACUCCAUCAUGUUCACAUCCGGAACAUCCGGUAUUCCCAAAGGUUGUCCAAUGCGCAUUUCGAACAUGUCGCACAUGCUUCAUUCACAGUCAUGGCUCGUCGACGCUGAAACAGGUACAUUUGCUCUCCAACAGCCUCACAACUCACGUGGGAUCGCUCCCGCACAGACCAUGCAGACAUGGAAAGCUGGAGGCGCGGUUGUUAUGACAGGACAGGAAUUUAAUGUCAAGGAUGCUCUCGAUGCUAUUACCAAAUUACAUGUCACUUUCCUUGUCUUGACUCCACCGAUGGUUCACGAAAUGGCCGUGGCACUCGCCACGAACCCCAUCGAUAUCAGUUCCGUCCAAAGAAUUCAAGUCGGAGGAGAUGCCAUCACUAAAGGAUUACUACUCAAGACUGCUUCAAUUUUCCCCAAGGCUCAGGUAUGCGUUAACCAUGGAAUGACUGAGGGCGGUGGUUCCUUCAUGUGGCCAUUCUUUGACACUCCAAUUUCCAGCAUUCCAUUCUUUGGUGAGAUCUGCCCCAUCGGUGUUGUCGCACCAGGAACUACAAUUCGCGUAUGGGAUACGGAUAAGAAUAGCGUUGUGAAGAAAGGCCAAUUAGGAGAGCUACAUGUUACAAGCGGAAGUCUUAUCAAACACUAUUUCGGAGGCAAAUCCGAAUCAUCGUUCUACGAUGAUCACGGUAUACGUUGGUUCAAUACUGGAGAUGUGGCAAUGGUGAACGAGGACGGCUUAGUGUCCAUUCUGGGCCGACGGAAAGAUAUGAUCAAGCGUGGUGGUGUUGGUAUCAUGCCUGCGGCACUUGAGAGCUCCAUUGCGGCUUUCACUGGAUCACAGACAAUCGUGGUUCCCAUCACGCACCCGGUUGUGGGUCACGAGCCUUUCGCAGUUCUCGGUUCAUACAACGGCAAGACUCAGGCGCAAAUUAAAGAGCACGUUCGUAGUAUCUUCGGGAAAGAUUAUGCGCUUGGCGGACUUGCCUCGUUGAAAGAACUUGGACUUUUAGAAUUUCCAGUCAAUCAAACGCAUAAGAUUGUGAAGUCAAAGGUUCAAGAGGAUGUGGAAAGGCAUCUCAGCACAUUGUCAGCAAUGAAGGCUUGA